CUCGUUAUGAUCAAUAGUGCAGUACCGACGACAGCCUGUUGGGUCGUACUUUCGCUCUAGUGUCCUGACGGCUCCUUUUUUCGGUUAUCCGUUCUUUAAAUUAUUCAAGGUGUCGGUUUCAAGCAGUGUCCUACCAGGGGCUAUCACGAUGAAGAUGCUGGCAGCAGAAGGUCCGGACAUAACACCGGUUGAAUCCUCCGGCGAAUGGCACAGCGCGACGUUCUGGGUGCUGGUCGUGGGUGCGGCCGCUCUGCUGGCCAUCAUCCUCGCCGCCGUCGCCUGCUGGGUGGCGCGCAGGCGUCACUCGCUUGCUCAUAAGCUCGGCGGCAAACGUGGACCGGACAAGGCGCUCGUGUUCCAGCCUCCCCGACGCGCCACGGCUGUGCGCUCGCCAGGCUCCGCCACGCACUACUUGCGCAAGUCGCCGUCGCCCACCGCACCCGCGCCAGCGCCGCCGCAGCCGCAGACCCCUGCAAAUCCGCCAUCUGGAGGCAACAGCCCUCACUCGCCGACCGCUCCCAUCGCGCCCUCCGAGCCCGCACCGCUCAGCAAGGAACUGGCCGAUGUCCACGCUACUGAGAAGGUCAAGCCUCUGGAGCCUGAGACCAAUGAUGGCAAGCUUGGUGAUCUGCAUUUUAAGUUGCGGUAUGAAAACGAGAAGAGUGCGUUGGUGGUGUCUGUGGUGUCCUGCCAGAAUCUGCCAGGUCGUGAGCCCGCUGGUCCCGACCCUUAUGUGAAGCUGCAGCUGCUGCCUGAUAAACAGCAUAAGGUCAAAACUAGGGUUGUCCGCAAGACCCGCUGCCCAGUGUACGAUGAAGACUUCACUUUCUACGGCAUCGCGCCGCACCAGCUGACUGGUAUCACCCUCCACUUUGUGGUGCUUAGCUUUGACAGAUACUCCCGUGAUGAAAUAAUCGGUGAAGUAGUGUCCCCGCUCUCGAACCUGCAGCUGCAGAGUGGUGAGGCCAUGGCGCUCUGCCGUGAAAUCCAACCUCGCAGCUUGAAGAUGCGCAGCGUGGGGCGCGGCGAAGUGCUGGUGUCGCUGUGCUGGCAGCCGGCCGCCGCGCGGCUCACCGUCGUGCUGCUCAAGGCACGCAACCUGCCCAAGAUGGACGUCACUGGUUUGGCUGAUCCGUACGUAAAGAUGUACCUGCUCUACAACGGGCAGCGCAUCGCCAAGAAGAAGACACACGUGAAGAAGCGUACCCUGAACCCGGUGUUCAACGAGUCGUUCGUGUUCGAGGUGCCCGCCGCGCCCAACGCCACGCUCGACCACGUGUCGCUCGAGCUGCUCGUGCUGGACUGGGACAGGGUCACCAAGAAUGAGGUGAUCGGUCGCGUGGAGCUGGGCGCGAACGGCACGGGCAGCGCGCGGCACCACUGGCGCGAGGUGCAGGCCGCGCCGCGACGGCAGAUCGCUGACUGGCACAAACUGAAGGAGUAGACCACUUACCACUAACAUACAGAUUACAGUCUUAUGUACGCCAAAUAACUACUUGAGUCUAUGCAGUCUUUUGUUUUAGUUAGGCUCUAAACUCGUAAAACACCUUACCGAUUUAACACCGAAUAACUGCUCAUAUGCAGCGGUCCUUCUCGGUCAGAAGAAAGUGAUUUAACAACGGUAUUAAAAUUGAAAUCUAUAAGAACAACGUAUAUUGAAGCGUUAUGAGAAAAAUUCAAAUUAUAGAGUGAACUAAUCAAUACUUUUUCAGAACUCACAUAACAUUCUGAUACCUACAUGAAGUCGUUUUGUCAAAGAGCUCUGCUCUGCUAGCAAUUUCACAACAACAUGUCUGCCCAUUUUUGGAGCAUCGCACGAAAUAUACUAAACAUUUAAUACCAGUAUAACAGUUAUGCCCAUUACCUAAACG
Molecule: messenger RNA, 1871 nt
Organism: Colias croceus (clouded yellow)
Lineage: Eukaryota; Metazoa; Arthropoda; Insecta; Lepidoptera; Pieridae
Gene: Syt4
Product: synaptotagmin-4
Exons: 10
Coding region: 149-1444 (431 amino acids)
Biological process (GO): calcium-ion regulated exocytosis; regulation of dopamine secretion; regulation of calcium ion-dependent exocytosis
Cellular component (GO): axon; membrane; synapse
Molecular function (GO): phosphatidylserine binding; SNARE binding; calcium ion binding
Source: RefSeq, a predicted model, not a curated record